Messenger RNA from Oryzias latipes (Japanese medaka), 1973 nucleotides. It is a transcript of the gene p2rx1, whose product is annotated as purinergic receptor P2X, ligand-gated ion channel, 1. Gene Ontology annotation, cellular component: plasma membrane. The record is from RefSeq and is a predicted model, not a curated record. Gene Ontology annotation, molecular function: extracellularly ATP-gated monoatomic cation channel activity; purinergic nucleotide receptor activity; ATP binding. NCBI's taxonomy places the organism in Eukaryota, Metazoa, Chordata, Actinopteri, Beloniformes, Adrianichthyidae. Gene Ontology annotation, biological process: calcium ion transmembrane transport; response to ATP.
GUGAGAAAGCGACGACAGUUGAAGCUUUUGGCUAUGGGUCCAUUUUAUCUGCAGUUUUCUUUUCUUAUCUGAGUUAUUGGCAGGACGCUACACUGUCCACUAUCGUCCGAUAAUUAUCGGUAACCGAUUAUAUCAUCACCAUAGCAACCAUUUGAUGGUUUGGUUGCCUCGGGAUUUCGAACCGAUUGACGUUAGUUUCAGAAGCACCUGGAAAAAAGUGGAAGGAGACACCCCGCCGCUCUCGGUGGGUCAGAAGAUGAAGAGCUGCGCCGCCAACGCUCUGUCUGACUUCUUUUUCGAGUACGAGACCCCGCGGCAGGUGCUGGUGCGGAACAAGAGGGUGGGAGUGGUGUGCCGGCUCAUCCAGCUGGGAGUCCUGGCUUACAUCAUCGGAUGGGUUUUCAUCUACGAGAAAGGUUACCAGAUAACAGAAACGGCCGUCAGCUCUGUCUUCACCAAAGUGAAAGGCGUGGGUUCCACCAACAUAAGUGGGGUGGAGAGAGUCUGGGAUCCAUCCGACUAUGUCUUCCCUCCUCAGGGAGAUUCAUCUUUUGUCGUGAUGACAAACUACAUCCUAACUGAAAAUCAGACGAUGGGAAAGUGUCCGGAGCUUCCUGGAAGGUACAUCUGCAAGUCAGACACUGACUGUAAAGGAGGGACUUACAAUCGCACAGUAGACGGAAAACUGACUGGAGUCUGUGUGAAAGAAACAAAGACCUGUGAGCUGUUGGCUUGGUGUCCCUUGGAGGAUGAUCGGAACAUACCAAAUCCUCCUCUGUUGAUGAGUGCGGAGAACUUCACUCUGUUCAUCAAGAAUUCAGUCACUUUUCCUUUAUUUGGCAUCACAAGGAGUAACCUAGUGGAGGAAAUUGAUGGGAAAACUAUAAAAAACUGCCUCUUUGAUCCAGAUAAUUCUCCGCUCUGCCCUAUAUUCAAACUGGGAGACAUAGUGAAACUAUCUGGCUUCACCUUUGAAACAAUGGCUAAACAGGGAGGGGCCAUCGGACUUGUGAUUGACUGGACUUGUAACUUUGACUAUGAUGUAAAGAAAUGCAAACCCAAGUAUGAAUUUCAUGGUCUGUAUGGAAACCCUCGGGUGAAGGACACGUCCAAAGCUUCAGUGGGCUACAAUUUUAGGUAUGCAAAGUAUUAUAUGGGAGACAAAAUGGAGAAAAGGACUCUCAUGAAGGUUUUUGGCAUCAGGUUUGACAUCAUUGUGCAGUCACUGGGACGGAAAUUUGAUAUCAUUCCAACCCUGACUGCCAUAGGUUCUGGAGUGGGAAUUUUUGGAGUGGCAACUGUAGUUUGUGACUUAGUGCUGCUGUAUGUGCUCCCAAGAAGAGACUUUUACAAAAACAUGAAGUUCAAAUACACAGACACAGCUGCACAGCAGGAAUUGCGUGGUUUAGGCUCAUCUGUCUAUUACACCCUUGAAGCAAAUGCAAGACAAGUGCGACGCAAAGACAAGACCAACGAUCCAGAUUUGGACACAGGAAGCAUCAAGACAUCGGAAUAGCCAGCAUUUUUUUUUUUUUAAGCAAUAAAGCCAAGAAAAUAAGAUUGCUGACGCAUUGGCCGUUUGCUGUUCUUGCAAAGAAAUGACCUGGGAGCAAACAAGUUGCUUUAUAAGAUGUAGCACAGGGGAACCAAAGACUCAACUCACAAAAUGAAUAGACUCCUGGGCAAUAAAGGAACUCUGUCAGAUGUCCUUUCUCAGAGCGUCUUCAUCCAUCCUCAUCACCCCACUGUGUGACUCUAAAGAGCUACUACAGAGCCCCUCUGUGUGUGUACUUUUUUAGGUGUUUCUUUGUUUACAUUUGUUCAUUCUGUGGGUGUAACCUCCACCACUUUAAAUGUCCAUGACACACUGUGUUCAUGCAAGUCAUUGUCGAGUCUGUGUUUGGAUAUGCCAUGAUGCGUCCCACCCAGCGCACACAUGCCAUUAAGUCAAUAAAAGAGGUACGAUAACAACA